UUAAAAAGAAGAUAUCAGCCAACUGGUCUUGAUUCUUAAAAUGGAUACCUAAUAUUAUAUUUAAUGAUUCAAGUUUAAAAACGAUGCACAUGUUUAACUUUUGUGUGUUGCUGCAAGCAACACGUGCUUUUUGCUUUAAGAAUAUUGCACUUGGCAAACCUACUUGGCAAGAACAUCCUUGGCCAGACGACAGAUUCUAUCAUGGUAAUAAUGCUGUUGACGGUUUGUACUCUGAUCGAUCGUUACAAGGAGAUCAAUGUACAACAUCAGCCAAUAACAAAAGCACCGCUACAUGGAGAGUCGACCUUGGUAGUGUGGUCAGCAUCAGUCACAUCGAUAUUUACUAUAGGACUGAUAAUAAACCAGAGCCAACAGUACACAAAUCAAGAAUGGCAGGAUUUUAUUUGUACGUUUCUAAAACAACUUCAAAGGAAGAUGGCCAUCUCUGUUUUCAUGAUAAUAGCACUAUUCAUGGCAUGUUAUCAGAAGACCAGAAAAUUAACUGUUCUGUCUAUGGACGCUACGUCAUUUACUACAACGAACGGAGACCGGAUGAAGGAUAUCCCAAUUUCUAUUCGCCGUUUGCAUACAAUGAACUCUGUGAAGUUGAAGUCUAUGGCUGCAUCGAUUCUGGAGUCUAUGGGAAGAACUGUACAUUGAUGUGUCCAGUGAACUGCAAGGAAGGAAAAUGUGACAUUAACACAGGCCACUGUCUCAACUGUAUUCCAGGAUAUCAGGGACAAAACUGUUACAAAACUCAUACUAUCAAAGACGAUAAAACCACCGGAUCUGCAUUUAUUCUUAUAAUUGGCGGGAUUGUCGCCUCUUUCAUCAUAUUAAUAACCACUGUUACUGUAACAAUCGUGUACAAAAGGACUAAAAGUACCAAGGGAAACAAUGAGGAAACAAAACGCAAAGAGGAAAGUUUGACGAUAACAAGACCGAAAGGUUUUCCAAAAUCAAGGCUUCAUUCGUCUAUCACAUGUCUUAAAAUUGACAUAGAAGAUGGUCUUGCUCAGCCAGGGUUUUCCAAAUCAUUUAGCAAAGACGUUGAACAAACACAGAAAGUUAGCCAGAGCAAGAAAAUAGAUGACGAUGUCGAUAUCGACGAAAAAAUACACGAGGAAAACCCGUAUGGAGAUUUGUAUGUAAAUGAAAAACCAAUCCCUGAUAUUGCAGUAGCUAACUUGGGAAAUGUAAUUGAGGAGAAUUCAAAAAAUGAAGAUGACGAGUUUAAGAAGAAUUAUUCGACUUUAUUAUACGGCGAGAGGUAUCCCUGUGAUAUCGGAAAACUUCCUGAAAAUCUCACAAAGAACAGAUUCAAAACGACAUUUCCAUAUGACCAUUCAAGAGUAAAACUGGUAAACAAAGAGUCGGACUACAUCAAUGCAAAUUAUAUUGACGGUAUUUACCAAGAAAAUCGCUACAUCGCAACACAAGGCCCAACUCAAAACACGGUUGGAGACUUUUGGUUAAUGGUUUGGCAAGAACAUGUAGAACAAAUUGUCAUGCUUACGAAUCUCAUUGAAGGGUCAAAGAAAAAAUGUUACCAGUAUUGGCCAGAUUUAGAAGAAGCCAUGGCCUGUGACAUGUUAACAUUACAUACAGAUAGAGAACGACACUACGCUUGUUACAGCAUCCGUGUACUGCGAUUGACGAAUAUUAAACAGGGGAAUGAGUGUAGAACAAUCACACAGUAUCAUUACACCGCCUGGCCGGAUCACGGUACACCCAAUCCGCUUUGUCUCUUGAUGUUCCACAACCACGUGACAAGAACGAAAUUAAGCCAGUUAAAGGUUCCUACUUUAGUCCACUGCAGUGCUGGAAUUGGAAGAACGGGAACCUAUAUUGCGAUUGAUGCUUUAUACGAAGAAGGCAAACAAAAAUCUAAAAUUAACAUUGCAGAAUGCGUGAGGAAAAUGCGAGAAAAGAGAAUGAAUAUGGUCCAAACUUAUGAACAAUACAAGACAAUAUUUGUGACUCUGCACGAAAUGUUUAAAGCCCCUGUUGGCGUUCAAACAGCAAAUGAGUUCUUUCUUAAAUCACAAUCGGCAAACAAUAAGCAUCCUGCAUAUGUGUCAUCAUUACGAAAAGAGUUUCAGAGGCUUCUGUCGAUUCGACAUCAGUACUCAGAAUACGAUUUCAAAAUGGCAUUGCAGUACAAAUCAGUUUCAACGUCGAUUCUCCCCCUUGACAAGUACGUUGUGUUCUUGCCUUCAAGUGUUCCAAAACGUGGAAACUACAUUAACGCAAUAUUCUUGCCCUCUUUAACCUGUCAGAACGCGUUUAUCGCCACCCAUUAUCCGACCACAGGAGAUUCUAUAGACUUUAUACGACUGAUUACCGAUUAUGAAUCUAAAGUAGUUGUUUGUAUGGAUCCUCUCUGCCAUGUGGAGUUCGCAAAUGAGUGGCUACCGACUGUAACAGAAUCCAAGACUGUGUCACCCUACAAGAUUAAACAACAACAAGAAUUGUCAACGGGAUUUAAAUGCAGUAAACUUGAGAUUUCAAAAGAGAAGUCGAGUGAUGAAGUUUGGGUGGUUGACAUAAUUGAGCCAAAUAGCAUCCUUUCACAGGACAAUCCACAGACGACAUCACAAAUUCUUGGUUUAGUAUCCUAUGUACAGAACGUUAAAACAGACAACCCGGUCACUGUCGUCAGCAGGGAUGGUGCUGCUCUAUGUGGUGUCUUCUGUGCUGUAUACAACCUGAUACAACAACUGACAAUGGACGAGGAGAUAGACGUGUUCUCUGUGGUCAGACUCCUACAAACACGACGCCCUGAACUGUGCUCAACCUUGGAGGAGUACAUCAUGGUACACAACGCUUUGAUGAAAUUUUUAGAUAAAAACAAGUGAACAUACCAUACACAACCAGUAAUGUGCUACUGAUACAUGUAGUUACAUGUACUCAGAGACCAAGAGCUAUUGUUUGUUUCAAAACAUUGUUAAGACAAACAUUUAAGGCAAAAAAAAAAAACCUUUUAAUAUAUGUAGCAAAAGUUCGAUUUCACUUUGCUAGUUUUCGUGAUUAAUGCAUGUGGGUUUUUUUUAAUUCAUUAUUAAUAGAUUGUCUACUAUAAUGGUAACGCAAUCAAGCCAUGCAUGUUAUUAUUUUAUUAUUAUUAUUGAACUCUUUUUAUGUAAUUAUUUAUUUAACUCGAGAGAGCUGUUAAUUUUUUAUUAGAAAGUGUUUGAUAUAUUUUUAUGAACACUUCUUUUGUGGUCGUUUUUUGUGGCUACAUGUACAAACAGAACAAAUACUAUUCCAUGUCUGCUUCUUUAAUCUGUUUCUUCGAGUUACAUAAAAAAACAUCAUAACAACAUUCUUACACAUGCAUUUAUAUACUUGUAGUAAAUACUUAAUGUUUUAUUUUUCUUUUGUCUUGUUAUUAAUUUUUUUUAAGUCAAUGCUAUUUUUAUUGAUAAUAAAAGAAAAAAAAACACUUGUUUUGCAAAUUUAAGGAUGGGGCCGUUCAAUGUUAUUUGUAGUACGGCACUCUUCCGGGAAAAACAGUUCCGGUAACAUUCUGCAAAUAACCACAACACCAACGUUAAG
Magallana angulata is the source of this 3558-nucleotide messenger RNA. RefSeq names its product receptor-type tyrosine-protein phosphatase T-like. NCBI's taxonomy places the organism in Eukaryota, Metazoa, Mollusca, Bivalvia, Ostreida, Ostreidae. Gene Ontology annotation, molecular function: protein tyrosine phosphatase activity. The coding region runs from base 84 to 2858 and encodes 924 amino acids. The transcript is spliced from 23 exons. The record is from RefSeq and is a predicted model, not a curated record. Gene Ontology annotation, biological process: protein dephosphorylation.